CCAUUCCUAAACUAAAGGGGGCGAUAUUUCAAAUGUGAAGUUUCCCCACUGUCACAAUCGUAGAAGAAGAAAGUAAACCAUGUUCAAGAUGCCAGCCCAGGGCCCUGUGGGCGUGAUGAUGGCAGUGGUGUUUGCUGCGACCCCCAGCGAUGAGAAAUCACCCAGUAAUGACCUUAGUCUGGAGGAGCUGUCCCUGUACACGACUCCGCAGCCCAAACUGCGUUACCUGGAGCCACCUGUGGGCUCCCUGGAGCUGGGGGUCACCACCGUACGCCACGCCACCCAGCCAUACCUCUCCUGGGGACAGCAAACAUCAAAGUUGGCAGUGGAGAAAGUGCAGGGGGUGUAUGGGAAGGUGAAGCCACAAGUGGACAGCGCUGUUCAGAUGGGGACAGAUGGAUAUGUCUAUCUUCAGAACCCGCCCCCAGAGUUCUACCCGCGAGCAGGGGUCAUCGGGUUCGCUGGCAUCCUGGGACUGUUCCUGGCCCGAGGAUCCAGGUGGAAGAAGCUGGUGUAUCCUAGUGGACUGAUGGCCAUUGGAGCGUCUGUGUACUACCCUCAGAAGGCUUCAGAAAUCGCCAAGGCAACCGGUGAUGGCAUCUAUGAUUGGGCGCUGCAGGCGUAUGUGACCAUGGAACAACUGGUGAAGCCCAAACCGUCCAAAGAGAAGGUUCAGACAAGUCCCAAGGAGGAGACCAAAGCUUGAACUCUGGAGCUGGUCCAGGCUUCCUGCCUUCAAGCUGACGGACGAAGGAAGUCCAGCCCACUUUGGAAAGAGGCCCUCCCCCAACAUUUUGCACUAGAAUGAGACACACCCCCAUGUGUGGUAACCACUCCCCCAAGGGUGGGAUUGGCCAAUGGGCUUACUCUGUCCUCGAUCAAAUAAUCUGUUCAAACUGAAUAAUCUGUUCAAAUUGAACAAAUGAACAAAUGAAAAUAUACAAAGUCUUUUCAAAAUUACAUUUCUUAGAUUAAACACACACACACACUCACACACACAUUAAACAUGGCCGUCCAGUCAUAUGCAAAUAAUGCAAAUGCAAUUGAACCUGAUGACUAAAUAUGUGUAUUUGUUAAAAAAAAUCUUUAAUUGUUAAGUUAAAUUCACCUUGGAAACAUAAAUGUAAAAAUUGAUUUAUAUUUAUAUAUAAAUUAUAAAUGCUCUAUGAAAGUAAAACUGUAUAUUUGAAGAUCUGA
Molecule: messenger RNA, 1197 nt
Organism: Clupea harengus (Atlantic herring)
Lineage: Eukaryota; Metazoa; Chordata; Actinopteri; Clupeiformes; Clupeidae
Gene: apooa
Product: apolipoprotein O, a
Biological process (GO): cristae formation
Cellular component (GO): MICOS complex
Source: RefSeq, a predicted model, not a curated record